AUGCUAGAUUUUCUUAGUAUUCACGUACCUAUCGAGCUUGAGUCACGUUGGACUCAAAUUCAUCGUAUAACUAAAUGUAUUCUUGUAAAUAACCCGACUAUUAUUGAAUAUUGGGUUCACAUCAGUCGUAAUUCUUUCUACUGUCGCCUUUCUCGUUUAAAAUUAAACAAUACUAACGAUAUUUGGAGUAAGUUGUUAACAAAUAAUGGUGAUAUAUCUGUGAAUGAAAUUAAUGAAGUCUAUCAAUUUAUUCGAACAUCAAUACACCUUGCAAUUACGGAUAACAAUUGCACAUCAUCUUAUUAUGCUCAAACGAAACCAAACGAAGACGACAAACGAACAACAACAAUUACACUCAGCAGUCGUCUAUUACAAUCAGAUAGUUAUUCAUUUCUAUUCGUCGCUGCUGCCGUUCUUCUGCGGGAACUUACUCGUGCUGUAUGGCCUAGAUGUCUCAUAUACAAAGAUGUCAAUCAAUAUAUUCGAAAUCCAUUGUUUUUUUCGUGGACUGGUAUGCCUGUGAAACUAUGGCCAGAGUAUUUGAAAAAACAAGCACAAAAAAGACACAAUAAAAGAGGUCUGCAUUAUAUAACGCACCCAAGUGAUGGCUUCACAAGUUUAGUUGCUGAUACGGGGAAUCUUUUCCAACAUGUAUUUUAUAAUGGUGAAGUACAUUUGUAUGAAGAUCUCGACGGUCAAAAUGGGCAAAUCAUUACGGAAGUAGCGCUUAAAACACAUGAUACACCAUCUGCUGUGUGUGCAGCGCGCUAUCUUGACGAGCGAUUCCUAAAUGAUUUUUUCAACUUACAUCAAUGUUCUCUUGAAAAAGUGCGACAAGUAAAAGACCAGUCAUGUCCUUACUAUAGAUACUCACCUUUGAAACAUCAUCGAGGUUCUGGACGUUUCUACCUCGUAGUGAAUAAUACACCAAUCACACAACAUUGGUCUUCAACUUAUGGCUAUUAUAUACCUAGUCUAGGUCCUUGUUAUGAAUAUAAACCUUACCAGUGA
Molecule: messenger RNA, 1011 nt
Organism: Rotaria socialis
Lineage: Eukaryota; Metazoa; Rotifera; Eurotatoria; Philodinida; Philodinidae
Source: the annotation of a GenBank genome assembly